Paramuricea clavata is the source of this 1059-nucleotide messenger RNA. NCBI's taxonomy places the organism in Eukaryota, Metazoa, Cnidaria, Anthozoa, Malacalcyonacea, Plexauridae. The record is from the annotation of a GenBank genome assembly.
AUGUAUGUUGUAAACACAACCUUUACAAUUCUUAAUGAGAAGAAUAUAGCUAUGAGUGAAAAAGGUAACUAUAUCUUAGCAGUAAUUAAGGCAAGUGAAAGUUAUGACACCUUGGCUGAAAGUCUGGCUGAUAUAAUAACCAAAAUGCAAGAUCUACAGAAGAUAUCAGCUGAUGAUAAGACAUUUGAUUUUGAAUAUUUCCUUGGUGGUGACUGGAAAUUCCUGGCUUGUGUGUGUGGAAUAGGUGCUGGCAAUGCUAACCAUGCAUGUAUAGGGUGCAAGUGUGCAAAUCUAGACAGAUGCGACACUAGUAACCACUGGUCAAUUCUGGUUCCAGAACAUGGAGCACAUAUAUUAAAUGAAAUUCUAAAAAAUGCUGGAUCUAAGAAAGUUAAUUGCAAGUCUAAACCACUCUUCAUGUUUAUUCCUUUAAGUCAUGUAGUGAUUGAUACCCUUCACCUGUUCCUGAGAAUUUCAGAUAUCCUAAUUAACCUGCUGAUAAGGGAACUCAAAUUUCAUGACUCAAUUGAAAAGAGGACCAAGUUUUCUGGUGGAUUUAACAAGGGAAAAUUGAGGCAUAUGGCUCAGUGCAAGACCUAUUUGCAAGAAUUGAGCAUUCCUUUUCAUUGGUAUGUUGGCAAGGAAAGCAAACAGUUGGAGUUUAGGGAGUUAACUGGGCCCGUAAAAGUCAAGCUAUUCCAACACAUCAACAUAUCCUCAUUGUUGCCAAAUUCAGACAACCAUGAAACCACACCGAAAAUUUGGGAUGGGUUUUGGAAUAUCAUCCAGGACCAAAAACAAGAUUUUAACCAUGAAGAUGUGGAAUGCUUUAAAGGCAAGGUUACUUCUUGGCUUGAACUGUUUCUAACUGUUUAUCAAGCAAAAGAUGUUACCCCUUACAUGCAUGCACUUUAUGCACAAGUACCAGAGUUUCUUCAACUAUAUACAAACCUAGAAUACUUCAUCCAGCAAGGAAUGGAAAAAUAUGAUGUCACCUCAAAAAACUUCUUCCGAUCAAGUAAUCACAGGAGUUUCAGCACUUCAACAAAUUUUUUAUAA